CUAUGCCUCUGAAAGGUGCAGGGUGCGUCUGUAAUGCUGAGAUGCAGCAAAGCAGAGAAUGUGCCGCUUCCCCCUGGAUUAGGUGCAUUACGGUACUCCACAGCUAAUGCAGUGGCGCUGAAGUUGGGGGUGGUGUGUGUGUGUGUUUAUGUGUGGUUGGGGGGGGCGGUUAAGGGGCUUGAUGGAUACUGAGAUGAAGAGGAGGAAGAGCACAAUGGAAGCACAGACUGUUGCAAAUCCCCCAGCCUAGUUCUCACUGCAGAGAAGUUUUUUUUUUCAUUAUGAUGAAAAAGAGCUGGGAGGUGCGGAGUGGAGACAGAGAAGUCCUUCUGGAUUUGGACGCCAGGGGUGAAGCUCGCACCACAGACGGCUACGGCAGUCUGCAGAACGGGGACUGUUUCCCUUCACCAUGUUUUUCAUCCGCAGCUUCAAAGUGCCACAUCCACGGUGAUGAUCCAAUUCAUUUGCGCUGCAUUACGAGAGAUAACCAAGCGGUCUCAAAAAUGGGCAACUACUUCAGAGAUGGACGAACUAAAAUUGAUUUUGUGCUGGUGUGGGAGAUCCAGUCACGGGGCAAGCAGCGAGGGAAGGGGAAAAGCAACGGGACCUCUGAGGAUGGGGAGUCUGCACAACUGGCAGAGUGGAGGGACAAGUUUGUCCAGAACCUCCAGAGUGCUGGACUGCUCUUGGAAAAGGAGGAAUCUGCAAAUGAAAAGAAAACCAUACAUUUUCUUAAAGUCAGCGCCCCGUGGGAUGUGUUGGUUUACUAUGCUGAGGAACUUUGCCUCCGAGCUCCACUGCAGGCCCAGCAACACCUGGACCUGAACACAUCUUCCGUUGUUCUAAGAAGACUCUGCGUACCCAACAUAAUGAUGGAAUCGGUGCCAAACAGGCCGCUGGACUAUUACACAUGCGCCUUCCGCAAGUCAAAGAUGAACAGAUUCCUCGGCUCCGAAGACCAAGACAGCUACUUCACCAAUACUCAGAGACACCAGGUUGUUUAUGAGAUCCUCGCUCGGACGGUGUACGGCAAAAGAAAGAGGACGGAGGUUGGUGUGGAUAGACUGGUAAAUGAAGGGGCCUACACAGCAGCUUAUCCUCUGCAUGAGGGUCCUUUCAAGCUUUUGAGCCACGAGCUCCAUCCUGACGAGCUCAACCAGAGGCAGGUCCUGCACUACUACUGGGCUCGCUGGUGCAAAUGGUUCAAGUACCAACCACUAGAUCACAUUCGGGAGUACUUUGGAGAGAAGAUUGCCCUCUACUUUGCUUGGCUAGGUUUCUACACAGCCUGGCUGCUGCCGGCGGCCAUAGUGGGAACGUUGGUUUUUGUGUCAGGAGUCAUGUCCAUGGACACUAACACGCCAGCGGAGGACAUUUGUAACAGUGGUGCGAAGUAUCCGAUGUGCCCCCUUUGUAAAACCUGCGAUGCUUGGAACAUGUCUGACAUCUGCACCAUGGCAAAGCUGGGCUACCUGUUCGACCAUCCCGGUACCGUGUUCUUCAGCGUUUUCAUGUCCUUCUGGGCCGUGACCUUUCUGGAGUUCUGGAAGCGCAAGAUGGCUACCCUGGCCCAUCACUGGGACUGCAUGGAUUUCCAUGAGGAGGAGGAACGUCCCCGUCCUGAGUUUGCCGCCACGGCCCCGACUAUGGAGGAAAAUCCAGUGACUGGAGUCAAAGAGCCAUACUUUCCAGAGAAGACGAGACUGUCUCGCAUGUUCACUGGCUCCAUGGUCAUUGUCCUGAUGCUUUGUGUGGUGAUAAUCUUCCUGGUGACAGUGGUCAUGUGUCGAGGAGUCAUCAGUGUCAUGAUGUACCAGAGCGGGAGCCCUGUGCUGCGUACAGAGGCUGGAACCAUAGCUAACAUCUGCAGCAGCAUUGUGAACCUGGGCUUCAUUCUGGUAAUGGGUCAGGUUUAUACGGCCUUAGCUGAGCAGCUCACCAAAUGGGAGAUGCACAGGACCCAAACCCAGCAUGAUAACGCUUUCACCCUCAAAGUGUUCAUCUUCCAGUUCGUCAACUUCUACUCGUCUCCCUUCUACGUGGCUUUCUUUAAGGGAAGGUUUGUGGGUUACCCUACAAACUAUGGAACCUUGUUUGGGAUGAGAAACGAAGAUUGUGGUCCUGGUGGUUGCCUCAUUGAGUUGGCUGAACAACUCUUCAUCAUAAUGGUGGGGAAGCAGCUCAUCAACAACAUCCAGGAGUUCAUUAUACCCAAAGUAAAAGCCUGGCGGCAGAAAAGAACCUUGGCCAGCGUGUUGCAAGAUAAUGAGCAAGACGACCCGCGGCGCUGGGAGGAAGACUACAAGCUGGUACCGUGUGGGGGCCUGUUUGAGGAAUAUCUGGAAAUGGUCCUCCAGUUCGGGUUCAUCACAAUUUUUGUAGCAGCGUUCCCCCUCGCCCCGCUCUUCGCCCUCCUGAACAACUGGGUGGAGAUUCGCCUUGACGCCCACAAGUUUGUGUGCGAGUACCGCCGACCGGUGGCUGAGCGGGCUCAAAACAUCGGUGUUUGGUUCAACAUCUUAGAAGCCUUGUCUCAUCUGUCUGUCAUUGCCAAUGCCUUUCUAAUCGCCUUCACAUCAGAUUUUUUACCACGCCUGCUCUACCAGUACAAAUUCAGGAAUGAUCUUAAUGGAUACGUUGACUUCACCUUGGCCUAUGCACCACUCAACUACACCGACUACCCUAGGUGCAGAUAUAAAGCAUUCAGAGACAAUGAUGGAAUGUAUACACUCUUCUACUGGGAACUCCUCGCUGUGCGACUCGGUUUUAUCAUUGCAUUUGAGCACGUGGUAUUUUUUGUUUUGCGAGCCAUUGACUGGAUCGUACCCGACGUCCCCGAGUCCUUGGAGCUGAAGAUCAAGCGAGAGCGCUACCUGGCCAAGCAAGCGCUGGCUGAAAACCAGGAGGCGCUGCUGCAAGCGACACGUCCUUUGGAUUGAUGAAUCCGGACUGGAAUGAAACGCUUGGAGGAAACAUUCGAGGAAGACGCUCCUUUGAAUUUAGAAAGAUCAUUUUUUUCAUCAUUUGAAAGUCAAAAAGCCAGCUCCAGAUGAGAUUGUUGAUGCCGCUGCACGCAUACUGAGGCAAAGGAAACUAAGGUCACUGGCUGGCUCUUUCGCCAGGAGGAUUCAAACUUCAGUUGUUGGAUGUUUGAGCUGUAAUUUAAGCUGGGCUUAAUUCAUCAAGCAUGAGGAAUAAUGACGCCGCUUCUCUGCAGAUUAACUUGAUUUAUGACUACCAGCAGCUACAGCAUGCAUUGUUGAUGCAGAUGUGUACAGAAUCUCGCGAGUGUACUCACAGCCCCUUUAUCUUUUUAUUUAUUUUUUUUACAUUUUGUCACAUUGCAACCACAAACGUCACUGUGUUCCACUGGGAUUUUAUCUGUCAGAAAAGCACUUGUAAAGUACAAGUUAUAUUCAAAGUAAAGUAGUUUAUCAUAUUUUUUUGUCUUAAAAAUAAAAAUCUGAAGAGUGUGGCCUGCAUUUCUUUUCUCCCCUUUUACUGCGACUAUCCUGAAGAUGCAGUUCAUGAGAAGAAAAUAAAUCUGUUUGGCAUAAAGGCAUAACACUGUCCACCAUGAACACAACACCACCGUGAACCCUCUCUCUAAACUCUGGACAUUAGUUGGCUAAUCUUUAUUUACCCCAGAAAAGCCACAUAUCCAGUCCAGAUUUAGCGCAACCAAAGGCUUUAUUAGCUCAGCUAUGUUUUUAAACAUGAUUAUUCUUACCACAGUUCGACGUUGUUUUGGUGAAACCGUCUUCCUAGCAAAAUGGUUUUUUGGGGGGGAUAUCAGUGGCAACGUCAUGUUUUGAAAAGUCCCAGCCAAAAAAUUCAGAAUGACCUAAUUUAAUCCACCGGUACUCUAACAGAAUCUAAUUCAAUCUAAUCAGUGGUAAAAUAAUUAUGUUUACAGAUGUUCUGCAGAAGGUUUGGGCUAUCGAAUGAGCAAAUGUGGCGGAGGCAUCGCCUCGGCAAUCGAAUAUUGCUGUCAUCAGCGCACAGGACUCUGAGCAUCUUUGUUUCUGAAGCUUUUGUUUUUUGUCUAUCGCAUAAAAUACCAGUAAAAUACUUUGAAGUUUGUGGUCUAACAUGACAAAAUGCCAUUAUUAUGAAAACAUUCUUGUAGAACUCUUAUGUUACCUUGAAUUAAAAGCUGUAGUUUGUGUCAAACCAAAAUAUUUUUCACUGGGAGCAGUAUUUUUUUUUUGUUUUUUUUUCUGAAGGAUCCGUCGGGUGAAAACCUCACUCAACCUGGGCCUGCAGUGUGUGUCAGCUCGCUGUUAAUCAUUUGUAGUCUUUAACCUCAAGCAGAGAUAACCCCAAUUUUUCUCACACUUGAAAAUGCCUCUGCAGACAUGAAAGACAGCUGACUUCUUGGACUCAAGUCGGGUUUCCCACUGCUUGAAAACCAACCGCAAUCUAUAAAUCGGAGCUUCUGCUCUGACCUCGACCCUGAGGUCAAAGUUUGCCUUCCAUUUUAUUGCUGGCUAAUACUGUAAGGCUGCACAGAGGGCAAGCUUUUCUUGACUCUCGUUAACUUUCCAAAGGUUAUAAAAUGUGUUUUGUUUUCCCUCAUCAGCACGUCGGGGUUUUUUCUCUACUUGAAUGAACUGCACAGUAUUGUAUUAACAGUAUUGUAUGCACUGCUGAAUAAGAACUUUUUUUUUUCAUUUCAGAGUUGCUUUUUUUGUUUUUGCAUUUUAGACCAGA
Poeciliopsis prolifica (blackstripe livebearer) is the source of this 4713-nucleotide messenger RNA. It is a transcript of the gene ano11, whose product is annotated as anoctamin 11. Gene Ontology annotation, molecular function: protein dimerization activity; chloride channel activity. The record is from RefSeq and is a predicted model, not a curated record. The transcript has 24 exons. The coding region runs from base 282 to 2939 and encodes 885 amino acids. Gene Ontology annotation, biological process: chloride transmembrane transport. NCBI's taxonomy places the organism in Eukaryota, Metazoa, Chordata, Actinopteri, Cyprinodontiformes, Poeciliidae. Gene Ontology annotation, cellular component: plasma membrane.